Hermetia illucens (black soldier fly) is the source of this 1058-nucleotide messenger RNA. RefSeq names its product glycine, alanine and asparagine-rich protein-like. Lineage: Eukaryota; Metazoa; Arthropoda; Insecta; Diptera; Stratiomyidae. The transcript is spliced from 2 exons. The coding region runs from base 107 to 925 and encodes 272 amino acids. The record is from RefSeq and is a predicted model, not a curated record.
GGUGAAUAAUUUAGUAUAUAAACUCGGAUGGGUGUCAGGGUAGAGCAUCAUUCACCAGCUUCAGCUCAGCAGACACUAGUCUUCCUUCUUUCUUUACUUCGUAACAAUGAAAUUCACAAGCCUUAGCAUUGUUGUUCUCUUCUUCGGUGUAGCUCACAGUGGUUACAUUGGCGGUGGAGGCGGCAGCGGUGGUUUCGGUGGUGGCCACGGUGGAUUUGGUGGUAGUGGUCACCUAGGUGGAGGCAGUGGAUCAUACGGUGGAGGCAGUGGAUCAUACGGUGGUAACGGUAAUGGCUACGCCAGCGGUCUUGGACUACACACAAUUGCUCAAGGCUCCGCCAACGAUGCCCACUCAGCCGUAGCCAAUCAACAUGCCGCUGCUCAACAAGCUUCAUUCAUCGCUAAAACCACCCUCGCUCAACAAGCAUCUCAAGCCGCUGCUACCGCCAAAGCUGCCUUAGCUGGUAAACAAGUCCAACUCCAGAAUUUGGAACAACAACGUAACGAAGCUCAACGUGAAUUGGAAUCUGAAAUCGAACAACUUCAACGUGCCAAACAAUCCGCUUCUGCCGUCGCUAAUGCUGCUCAACAAGCAGCCAAACAUGUAUCAGUUCUGAGUAACGCCUUGGAUAAUGCCAGGAGUAGCGCUCAACAGGCUGAAAAUGCAGCUGGACAGGCUAGUGCUGAAUUGUCCUCACAGAAUGCUAUGGUUGCGAAGGCUAAGUCAAAGAUUCAAGAUAUUGAACGCAGGUUGGCUGCCAGUAGGGCUGAGUAUGCCGCUACCAAGGAAGCUGUUCAUAAGGCUCAACAUGCUGCUGAGAAGGCUCAUCAGAAUGCUGCUGCUGCAGGACAAAAGUCAAUUAUCCAGCUACAAGAACAUGGAUCUGAUGGUAAUGGAGGUAUUGAGGAGGCUUUCUGGGGAUAAAUUUAAGUAGUUCACUGUUAAUGUUAUACCGAGUUGAGACGCAAUUUGAUUUCAUUGUUAUUUUUAUGGUUAUUUCACUAAAUAAAUAGUUGUUUCAGCAUUAAAAUAUAAAAAAAUUGGUUGUUUCUAUUGA